Chilo suppressalis (striped riceborer) is the source of this 2086-nucleotide messenger RNA. The record is from the annotation of a GenBank genome assembly. NCBI's taxonomy places the organism in Eukaryota, Metazoa, Arthropoda, Insecta, Lepidoptera, Crambidae.
GUAUUAAUUAGCCCGGAGCGCAUAAGAAGCGGUCGUGUCGGCAAAUAUUUUAUAAUUCAUAUUUAAUUUUGCUAUUCAACUCUAAACUGCAAUGUAAACAAGACUGAGUCUGUUUGAGAUUGAACCACGUGAGUGAAUUAAGUUCUUACACUCCUGAGCAACAGUGAGUACCUCCUUACAUAACAAUAAACAAAUCAUCCACUAUGAGCGUACAACGAUCUCCUCCAACUGGAAGUGACACUUUGUCUGUGCGAAGUGGAUCCUAUCCUGAUUUACCAAGCAAAACCGUAUGUCAAGAUACACCAGAGGUACAAAAGACUUUCCGUAACAAACGAAAGUUAGGUAGUGACUACGAGGAAAUAAUGACGGAAUUUUCGGAGAUGAAAAAACAGAUAACAACGGUUCAAAAUCAGAUGAGCGAAAUGAUGACAUAUUUAUCUACUAUGGUUAAUAUGCAAACAGACAAUUUUAAAAAACUUAAUGUAGAUGUGUCAGUUAUUAAACAACAAAUGCAUGACAUUAAGUUGAACUCCGACACGUUAUCUGUAGAACAGGCUAAAUUAAAACUAGAUAUAGACAACUUAAAAAUAAAUAAUAACAUAACUGAAAAGAAAAUCGAAUCGAUUGAAUCUAGCCUACAGCAUGAUAAUACUUCCCUGAACCGUUUCUCCAUGUCAGAUACACGAGAAGAAUUAGUAGCUGAACUUAGUGAAAGAAACCUGAGGAGCAGAAAUAUAAUAGUGAUGGGUGUCCCCGAACCAAAAGCUGAUAAUCCAAAGGAAAGACGAGAAGAAGAUAUGAAUGCGAUCCUUAACAUCCUUAGAAAUAUCUUAGGUCUUAAAGAUAUUCCCGACCCCGAUAAAAUCUAUCGCUUGGGUAAAUAUCAAUCAAGUAGGCAGAGACAUAUGAAAGUGUGUUUUACAUCUCAGGAAACAGCAACAUUAAUACUGAAAAGUAAACAAAAUCUAAAUGACAAUAACAUUAAAAUAUUUUCCGACCAAACACCCCAACAACAGGAUAACAUGAAAAUGUUAAAAUACGAACUUGAACAGCGCACGUCAAGCGGUGAAGAAAAUCUUUGCAUAAAAUACAUCAGAGGAAUUCUAAAAAUAAUAAAAGAAGUUCCAAAAAACCCCAACCAGCACUUUCUACACACAAAGUCGUAGAAAAUUUUAAGUCAAUCAAACUACUAGCAAAUACACUGAAAUAAUAAUUAAUAAGAAAUCCCUAAAAUGUUUCUACGCUAAAAUAUGGAAUUUAAUAAACACACUGUCACACAACAAAAUAAAAGAUAUCUUGGUUUCAGCCAAACUCCAGACAGAUACAAGAAAUAUACGAAUACUUCAACCAAUAUUUUUCAACAAUCGGAGCAUCUCUAGCAAACGAGAUACCAAUAAAUUUUCAUUCCCAUACCACCUCGAAUACAACAAGAUUAGACCAACAUACACAGAAACUGAUGCAACUAACACCUACGACUGAGGAAGAGGUUACCAAGAUUAUCGAUAAUCUAAACUUAAAAAUAGCGUCAGGUAUAGAUGGCAUAAACACCAAAUCUAUUAAGUGCGUCAAGAAGCUUAUUGCCCUUGAGCUCACAAAAUGUAUUAAUAAGUGGCUUGAAAUUGGUAUCUUCCCCUGUAGUCUCAAAAUAGCGAAAGUCACUCCUAUACACAAAUCUGGAAAUAAAUCCAACUCUGGCAAUUACCGACCAAUUUCAGUUCUCUCAGUACUCUCUAAGGUAUUUGAGAAAAUUUUAUACAACCAUCUUGAAACUUUUCUGACCUCGAUUCAAUUCCUUUAUAACAAGCAGUACGGUUUUAGGCGCAAAUCGAACACCUUAUCAGCAACUGUAGAUUUGACCACUAAAAUAAAAACUAAGAUUGAUGAAAAGCAUAUCGUGUUAGGCAUAUUCAUAGACCUAAAAAAAGCGUUUGAUACCGUGAGUCAUGAUCUGCUUUUGGAAAAGUUGAAACAGAUUGGCAUCGCGGGUGUCGCAUACGCAAUGAUAAAAUCUUACUUAACAAAUCGCAUUCAGGUAGUUAAAAACGGUAAUUUCCAGAGCCAGCAAAAACUUGUAACAUACGGCGUG